AUGUUUGAGCAUCAUAUCUUGGAUGCUUAUUGGUGCUGGAACCCCGAGCAGCACAACGAGUUAGGUAAAACAGCCGGCAUCGUUCACUACGCUGAAGAUAACCGGUCGAAGAUUCAGAGAAACUCGCAAAAGUCACGUACGCCACAUUGUGUCUACGUGACUUUUGCCAGAACCGACGCUCAGGCGACAGCCGCGUACGUGAUUUUUGCGAGAUUCCGUAACGUUACCAUCAUGAGACACGCCCCCAUGGCUGAGCUGUGCAGCCAGUACAUAAGCGAGUCUGGACCAGUCACAAAUGUGUUUGCUGAUUGA
Messenger RNA from Strongylus vulgaris, 312 nucleotides. Lineage: Eukaryota; Metazoa; Nematoda; Chromadorea; Rhabditida; Strongylidae. The record is from the annotation of a GenBank genome assembly.